Molecule: messenger RNA, 2477 nt
Organism: Triplophysa dalaica
Lineage: Eukaryota; Metazoa; Chordata; Actinopteri; Cypriniformes; Nemacheilidae
Exons: 3
Coding region: 138-1388 (416 amino acids)
Cellular component (GO): nucleus
Molecular function (GO): DNA binding
Source: RefSeq, a predicted model, not a curated record
CGAGACAUCGGGUAAUGUGAGACACCCCCUGUAUCUAGGCAACGGAACACAUUUGUGGUCAUGUGACCAUUAUGUUUUUGAGCAAAAUUCCCCUUGGCCAUGAAGAAGAAGACCUCAUGCUGCUGUGAAAAACCACCAUGCCAAGGCAAUACACCAGGAAGACAACCUGGGGUAAAACACCCCUUGAGGAGAUGGAGAGUGCAGCCGCUGAGGUCAAGGAAGGAAAGAAGUCUCUAAGAGCAGCUGCAAGGGAUAGAAAUAUUGAUAAGUCAAGCCUCCUAAGAUUUAUUAAGAAAAAAGAGAAAGGGGAAGUAAAAUCAGUAGCCUGGGGUGCAGUAGCUGAGGCAAAGAGAAUAUUCACAGAUGAGAUGGAGGAGGAGCUUGCCAAACACUUGAAACAACUCGCUGAACAGUUCCAUGGCCUUCCUCCAAUUAAGUGCCGUCAACUGGCAUUUGAAUACGCAGAGAAAAAUUAUAUACCUGUCCCUGCCAAUUGGACAAAGACACAAUGUGCAGGUGAAGAUUGGUUUGGCAGCUUCCUAGCACGCCGCCAUCUCUCUGUCCGAACUCCAGAGGCAACAUCCCUGGGAAGGGCUACAGCCUUCAAUAAAACUACAGUCGGGGAGUUCUUUGACAAUCUGGCUGUGUGUGCAGUGAAUGCUACUGGGAAUGCCAUACCUCCCAUGUUUAUCUUCCCCAGAGUUAAGUUUAAGGACUGCUUCAUUAUAGGAGCACCCCCAGGAGCCAAAGGUACCUCCACCAGAACGGGAUGGAUGAAUGAAGACACCUGGGCUGAGUUCCUUGAACACCUGAUACAGCACACUAACUGCAACCCUGACCAUCCCAUGCUGCUAAUCCUGGAUAAUCUUAAGGCUCACAUCUCACUCAAGGCAGUAGAAAUGGCCAAGAGCAACGGUAUUGUUCUGCUCACCCUCCCACUCCACACGUCCCAUCGCAUGCAGCCUCUCGAUGUGACCGUGUAUGGCCCAUUCAAGAUCCAAUACAGCCGAGCUCUUGAUGGGUGGAUGAGAUCAAACCCUGGUAAAACACUCUCGAUUUACCAGAUUGCAGGACUUGUGAAUGAGGCCUUCAUGUCAGCAGUGACACCACGCAACAUCAUUUCUGGAUUUAGGUCCACUGGGAUUUUCCCAUAUAACCGAGAAAUUUUCCCUGAUGAAGCGUUUGCACCAUCUAUGGUGUCAGACCGGCCAAACCCUGAGCUGCACCCUGCCACUGCAGAUGAUCCACCCCCUGCAGAUGAUUUGGAUGGUCCACCCCCUGCAGAUGAUCCCCCUUCAGAUGAACCACCCGCUGCAUAUAAUUCACUUGCGGAUGCUAAUCCUUUCACUGCGCAUGGUUCACAUGGAUGUGCCUCGCCAGCUGACUAAGAUGUGCAAUGUGUUCCCAGCCAACCUGGAUAUGUCUCUCCUCGUGAAAUCCUACCACUUCGCAAAUUUCCCCCCAGAAAACAAACCAAACGAAAGCGUGUGAAGACAGCCAUCCUAACUUAUACUCCUGAGAAGCAGGCAAUUGAAAAGGCUUAUAAAGAAAGACAAAAGAAACUGGCAGGGGAAAAGAAAAAUAGAAAAAAAGAAAAGGGAAAACUGAAAAAGAAAGCAACCAAAAAGAAAAUCAUAGUUAGCAGCUCUGAGGAGAGUGAUGUCCCUGUCCCAAUUGAUAAUGUGUCUGACAAAGAGAGCUCUGAGGAUGAGAGAAGUGAUUCAGGGAACACAGAUCUGUCCGUGGGUGACUUUGUCAUAUUUAACUUUGCAACCAAACACAGGAGCGUCCGUUACAUUGGCAUGGUUGAGAAAGUUGAGGAUCAUGAAAUACUUGCACAAUUUCUCAGAAGAAUCCAGGCAAACACGAAAGUGUGGGAGAGACCCACGUUUGCUGUAAAGGAAAAUGAUGUGGCACAUGUUCCUAAAAGUGAUGUGGUGAAGAAGCUGCCACAACCUAAAAGGCCUGGAGGAACCACACGGAGAGAGCAACUCUUCAUCUUUCCCUGUAACCUUCAGGGCUGGAAUGUAGAGUAGACAUAGUUGUAGAGUUGUAGACAGCAGGCUGGUGUUCUAAUCCAGGUGGGUCUAGUCCUGUGUUCCAGGCUGUUCUAGUUGGUUCUGAUUGUCUUUUGGACAAUCCUGGACACUAGCUGGCUCUAAGGGUCCUUUGUUCUGACCCCCAGACUGCGUUCUAAUCUAACUGGUUCUAUCUGUCAUUUGAAUGUUAAUUAAAACAUUUUGAAUUAUAUUAUGUUGUAUUUGAUUUGUUCAGAGUUACUGUACUUUCAAGUUACUUAUUUUUUUCAAAAUAAUGUGCUUAACUGACCAAUCGCCAUGAUUCUGUUACUAGUCCAACAUUACUUCUGGAAUGUGUGGUUGUCAAACUAGCUGUCAGGAUUCUAACUGUUACAACAUGUGUUGUUAUGGUAGUUUCAGAGUGGAAAAAGUUAGUGGAUCAGUUUACCCCCAGCUGGU